This is a messenger RNA of Linum trigynum, 1724 nucleotides long. Lineage: Eukaryota; Viridiplantae; Streptophyta; Magnoliopsida; Malpighiales; Linaceae. The record is from the annotation of a GenBank genome assembly.
CUACACGAAGUGAGGAAUAGGAGUUAAAAGAAGUACUCUAGCGAGCGACAUAUGUACAAAAAUUGCUCUUGCUCACUGACUCACUUCUACUGUCACUCCAGGAAUUGGCCAAGUGAAACCACUUCCUAAAGCGUAGUAUAGCGGGUUUGGGUUUAAAUGUCAACCCAGGUCCUAGAUUUGAUGACUACUUAGUGAAUUCUUGUUAUCUAGCAAUGAAACUUUAAUGCAAGUCUAAACUAACAAACUAACAAAGCAAGUAAACUGUUGUAUUCAGGUUAAGAGAGGUCACCCGGAUAUGGUUCCCCCUAGACUGCAGUUAAGCCGGAUUGCAAUUACCAAGUUCAGUUUCUAUGAUAGUUAUACUGCGGAAGGUUCUUAAAAAGCCUGAAGUCUCGACUAAAGGUCUUCAGACCCUCUCAAUCUGAAUCUCUAGUGGGCGACUAACCUCCACCGGAGUAAACAGAUUGAGGCCUUAACAAACAAAACCUCCACUACCGAAGUAAAUCCGGUAAAGAAUAGUGAGUUGGCUCCUCGAUUAAAGUCACCAACUCCCUACCUUCAAUCAAGGAUGCUCUAUCAACCUAGGCAGAUAUUCUCAUUCUAGGUCAAAGUAGAAACAACAGGAAUUUGAUCAGGAUUCAAGUCAUUCAAUCAUUCAAACCUCAAUCGAAUAUAAUCAACUCAUAGAAUCAGUACUUGGGUUCAUACAAUCAAAGCCUAACAUACAAAUCUAGGGUUCUCCAUACCCAGAUGAAUGGGAGAACUACUCCAUGGAGAAAGAAGCAAAAGCAGAAUCAGAUGCGGAAUUCAUACUGUGAAGGAUGGAUUCCUGCUCCUGGACGUUGAUUGGCACUUCUCCAAGCUCAAACUGGCCUCCAAUAGUGAUGAAGAUCAAGCUAGGGCACUUGGAGACUCUUGUUCGUCGCUUUCUCUCUCUAGGAAUCGCUCUGUCUCUCUAAAACUCGAAUCCCCUUCUGUUUUGGCUGAAAUCUGCUUUAAAGGGCAUCAGUGGCCAAAGCACGGUCGAGGGCAUGGCCGUGUAAUGCCUCAGCCCGCCCGUGUUUUGGCCAGGGUUAAUUACACGACCAGUGUGUUGGAAGAAACACGGGCGUGUUUGAUGAUGAACACGACCGUGUUUUGGUGGACACGGCCACAGAACACAGCCGUGUUCUGUUUUAGGUCUGCCCGUGUUUUGGCUCCAGCUUGACGAAAUGACUUCCGAAUGCCCCGAAACUCGUGCUUAGCCUUUCCUUUGACGUUUGGGACUUGAAAUAUGACAAAAUAGCACAACCCGGCGUAAAAUAGGCCAAAAAUACACGACUAUGCCCCUCAAACGGAUAAGAAUUAGGGGCGCAAAUAUGUGCAAUUACAUCGUUAUCAAAUUCCCCCACACUUAACCGUUUGCUUGUCCCCAAGCAAACCAAGUCAGACACAAGGUAAGCUCAAAACAACAAGGCAUGACAUAUCGGCACAAAACACGUGGAUCAUACUGGCUUUCGAUCAGUAACACAUGGACAACUUCAAUGACAACCUAGACAACCACCACAGAUGACAUUCGAAUGCAGUAAAAUCGAGCAAAGGAAGAGUCUCCCUUCUAUUCACCAACCAACUUAGACUUGACUCAACCACUUGUUCAAAACAGUCACAUCAUGCACAAAGUUCAAGAUAUCAGAAGUAAGACCGAGCAAUCUAGGUCCUCACCGGGAUAAAGAGUAUAGAGAAUA